AGCCUCUCCUGCUUUAGCCACAAUGCCAUCAGAACGGGAACUCCAAAUUUCCCCUAUUGUCCAGGAGUCUGUGACACACAACUCAAAGACGCUCUUCAACCUCCAGUCCCUGACUGCCUCGCUUUUCGGCGUCGCGGCCGGCAUCCUUGGUCUCGAAUCAUAUAGCGGAUUCCUCUUCUACAUCAUAUCCACCCUGCUCACCGCUAUACUAUUCUACGCGCUCCGCGUCGCGCCGGCGUCAUUACCGUCGGGGAAGCCCAUAUUCGACACGAGCAGGUACUUCAGAGGGCCCUUUGAGUUCUGGACGAGCGGCUUGUUUGGGGGGCUGGCCGGGUUCAUACUUACCUGGACCCUGUUCUAUGGUCUGGUACGGGCGUGAACGGCGAAAUACGGCUACAUCAUCGUGUCUUGGCUUGGCUUUACGGCGUUCAGUGGGUGGAGCGACCAGGUUUCAUUCUGCAAAGAAAGCGGAUUCGAAAGGAUAUAGGGCAUCCCGAGGAUAGCAGCGUCACGACACUAGAACACAGUAUCUAGUUGCAAGAAGAUGCAAGGAACGAGUGGCGCAUUCUGAAUAUGCUUGUAGUUAUUCAAAAAUAACAAAACUUAGCCGCUGAUCCGACAAAACGCU
This is a messenger RNA of Phialemonium atrogriseum, 628 nucleotides long. Its product is annotated as Rab5-interacting protein-domain-containing protein. The transcript has 3 exons. Gene Ontology annotation, cellular component: membrane; endoplasmic reticulum; EMC complex. The coding region runs from base 23 to 379 and encodes 118 amino acids. The record is from RefSeq and is a predicted model, not a curated record. NCBI's taxonomy places the organism in Eukaryota, Fungi, Ascomycota, Sordariomycetes, Cephalothecales, Cephalothecaceae. Gene Ontology annotation, biological process: autophagosome assembly; protein folding in endoplasmic reticulum.